AGUUUGAGGGGAGUACAGUCCUAAAGGCACUACUAGUAGUCAUUUCCUGUGCUCUGAAAUGGAGCAACUUCCAAAGCGUCAAACCCUCGCGCUUCGACAACAGCUAAUUGGACCGUCGACUCAAUUAUUUUUCCGAAAGGAUCCACUAAAAAUAAUCAAGGCCAAGGACCAAUAUAUGUACGACGAAAGGGGAAGUUCUUAUCUAGAUUGCAUUAACAACGUAGCACACGUGGGCCACUGCAAUCCCGUUGUGGUCAAUGCUGCUGUGGACCAAAUGACCUCACUGAAUACCAACAGCCGAUUCUUGCAUGACAAUAUCGUGCUGUGUGCUCAAAAAAUCGUGAGCACCCUCACAAAUAAUCUUACCGUUUGUUUCUUUGUAAACUCAGGAUCCGAAGCUAACGACUUGGCAAUACGGCUUGCCAAGACGCAUACGGGGAACGAGGACAUUAUUGCAUUGGAACACGCUUACCAUGGACAUUUGAAUUCCCUGAUUGAUAUUUCCCAUUACAAAUUUAGUCAUCUGGUCGAUGGGAAAAAAGACCAUGUUCAUGUGGCUCCGUGUCCCGACUCUUAUCGCGGAAAAUACCGCGAUACCGAUUACUCCCCAGAAGAACUAGGCCAUAUUUACGCUGAGGAGGUGAACAACCUAUGCAACAAAGUCGUGAGCAAAAACAAAAAGGUUGCGGCUUUUAUAGCGGAAAGUUUUUUGAGUUGCGGUGGUCAAGUUAUACCGCCCAAAAAUUAUUUCAAGAAAGUGUACGAACACGUGCGAAAAGCUGGAGGCGUCUGCAUCGCCGACGAAGUUCAAGUCGGUUUUGGGAGAAUCGGAAAACACUGGUGGGCUUUCCAGGAGUACGAUGUCGAGCCUGACAUUGUGACGAUGGGAAAAUCAAUGGGUAACGGCCAUCCAGUCGCGUGUGUUGUAACAACGAGAGAAAUAGCUGAUAAUUUCUUUAAAACAGGAGUCGAAUACUUUAACACGUAUGGAGGCAACCCGGUAUCCUGCGCCAUUGCCAAUGCCGUACUGGAUGUGCUAGUUAAGCAAAAUAUGAGAGAACAUGCCUUAAUCGUGGGCGAAUAUUUAUUAGACUGCUGCCACAUACUGUCGAAGAAACACAAAUAUAUAGGGAACGUUCGUGGAGUCGGUCUAUUCGUCGGUAUUGAUUUAAUUAAGGACCCGAUAACGAGGGAGGCAAACAAAGAGUGUGCUGAUUUUGUGCUUCAGAGAAUGCGAGAGGAACAUAUUUUGGUCAGCGCCGACGGGCCGGAGUGCAACAUCAUCAAGUUCAAACCUCCGAUGGUGUUCACUAAAGAAAAUGUCGAUGAAGUGGUAUCGGUGUUAGAUCGUGUGCUCAAAGAAUACAAAUACAAAGCGGAAGCUGAAUUAUCCAUCAGCCAACCAAUUAUCGAUCACGCGGCGAUUAAUGGGAAUCUAAUACCCCAGAAAGAAGCCCGUCCUAGGAGAAAACUAUUAGAUGAUAACGUAAAAUCUAUUUAAUUAUUCGAAACUAUAUUAGUUUGUUGUCAUUGUUUUGAACUAUAUUAGUUUAUUCAAAAGAAAAGAUUUAUAAAUUUAUUUUUAGUAGUUUUUGAUAUUAUUAUUGUUAAUAACGUGUUAUUCGUUUAUGUUAUUAAACAUUUGGAGUGUUAGUAGUAUCCAGUUUCCUGUAGAAUUAUGGAUAACCGAUUCACCGCAGAUCUAAAUCUCACCGAGCUUAAAUAUUUUUAAAUAGCCGAUUGUCCAUCCGGCAAACGAGGCCGAGCAGUCAAAUCUCUUUCUGAUUGCUUAAGAAACAGCUAUCCAACAUUAAGCUUACUAUACCUGCAAAAAUGUUUUAAUAAUAUAAUAAAAUUACUUAUAAAAUAUAAAAAAACUGCAGAAAUCGCAAUGAUCAUAUAUUAAUCUAACUAAACAAACGUGUAUCUAUUUUCUUUAGAAAUAUGCACUUAUUUUUGGUAUAAAGGGACGAUGACAUUUCCAAACGUUUCUUAACUUUUUGUGAUACUUUAUCAUAUUUUUUUAUGCCAUUAACAAAUACUGAGGUAGUUAUUCGAUAUACCGUUAUUAUGGUUUCGACUUCGGAAUGACUUUAAGAACCGCCUGUUGUAAAGCGGAAGGGACCAUUCUCUGCAGCACGUCUACCACAAGCCAGUGCGGUAUUUAAGAUGUUAGCCGACAAGAACUAUGCCGUGCGGACUGUUGUUUCUUAAGAGUAGUGAAAUUUUCUUUGAUUAAACUGUGACAUUAAUUAAAGUGUGCUUUUUAUAAAUCUUCUUAUAAUAGUAUCUAAUUAACUUAGCUCGAUGUCAAGUUGAAUUUACCCAUUAGAUACGUUGAUCUCCUAUAUUAAAAACACAUUAGAAAGUUUAAACUGAUUUCGACUUUAAGGGUUUAACGUAAUGACACUAAAAUAUUUUUCUAGGAAAGCAAUACAAAAUCUUAUAUAGAUAAUUGAUUUUUUAAUGCAUGUUUUCCCACUUUGCUAUCGGUUGAUUUGUGGGGGCUGGUGAAACCGAAGUAUACUGUCAGUUUUAUGACAUAGUUUUUUCUUAGCAUCAGAGUUAUUUCUAUUCCGUUUUGUGUUUGUAAUUAGU
Molecule: messenger RNA, 2598 nt
Organism: Cylas formicarius (sweet potato weevil)
Lineage: Eukaryota; Metazoa; Arthropoda; Insecta; Coleoptera; Brentidae
Product: 5-phosphohydroxy-L-lysine phospho-lyase
Exons: 8
Coding region: 59-1501 (480 amino acids)
Cellular component (GO): mitochondrion
Molecular function (GO): pyridoxal phosphate binding; transaminase activity
Source: RefSeq, a predicted model, not a curated record